This is a messenger RNA of Dreissena polymorpha, 735 nucleotides long. Its product is annotated as ribonuclease H-like. The coding region runs from base 1 to 735 and encodes 244 amino acids. The transcript has a single exon. Gene Ontology annotation, molecular function: RNA-DNA hybrid ribonuclease activity; nucleic acid binding. The record is from RefSeq and is a predicted model, not a curated record. Lineage: Eukaryota; Metazoa; Mollusca; Bivalvia; Myida; Dreissenidae.
AUGGAUAUCAUGAUGGAGGCCCCACAAGACUGCACAUUUGCCUUCACGAAUGGAUCCUGCUUGACUAAUCCAGGCCCGACCGGUGCAGGAGCAGUCCUGUAUCCCCCAGGAGGUGACACAAUCAGGCUGAAAAGAGUGGUCACAAAACAUGGUACAAUCCUGUUAGCUGAGCUGGUCGCAGUACUAAUGGUUCUGGAGGAAAUUCUACAACAUCCUCACCUAACACCCGGUAACACAAUCCAAAUCUUCAGUGACAGCCAGACAGUGGUAGGCAUCUUAACCAUGGGCUGGAAAAACAACGGCCAUAAGAGUGUGAUUGAGGAAAUCAAGAAGGCACUAAGGACACUAUCUGUGACCACAACAGUGCAUGUCCUUUGGACACCCGGCCACGCAGGUCUGCAGGGCAAUGAAGAUGGAGCAGAAGAGGCCGAUGCAAUGCCCGAAGACUCCAGGACGACCACAAUCCAAGAAGUGAAAGGAGCAAGCCAUAAGUCCUGCAUGAUUAAGUGGCAAAAACGUUGGGAGAACUUAUCUACCGGUAGGACUUUCUAUGAGUUCUUUCCAUCAGUCGAGCAAAAGCGACAUCUUGACCACCCAGAUAAGGCAACAUAUGGCGUGAUCCUGCAGCUACAGACGGGGUAUUCAAUCCUUAAUGCACAUCGCAACAGGGUUUGCAUCAAUGUCUCACCACUGUGCGAGUGUGGAGCAUUACCUCCUGGAAUGCUGCAUCCAUGA